GGAGUAUUUGUUAAGGAUGCACUAGCCAUCUUGAAUGAGGAAGCUGUCGGUGUGCAGGCUAUGAAUGCAUAUCUUGAAAUCUUAAGUUACAAGCCUCCAGAGCAGGGAGACCCUGAAUCUUUGUUUAUGUCCACGUUUGAUUGGGAUGAUAUAAAAGGAGGAGACACAACAGCAGGAGUUGAAGCUUACUGUGAACCUUUGUUCAAUAAUGUCUGCAAUAUGGACUUCGUUUUUCUCCCAAUUUUACAUAAGAAACAACAGCAAUUCACUGCAAUGCUGGGAACACUACAAUACUCAAAGAACAAAUCAAACUACAUUAAUGGACCCCUGCUUUGAAGAUGCAUCCAGAUUGCAUGGUGAAAUCUCAAGACGCUUAGCAUUUUUGAAAGAUAAGGGUAAAUCAAUUAUUAAGAGCAAGAUGAUAUGGAAACAUGUGAAAAGAGAGGGGCAAGUGUGUCUAUUUACUUUCACUGUAUCAAACAAAGACAGGGACUUGCUUACCUGGUUGGGAAAGAAUAAUGUUGAUCAAUUCCCUAUUAUUUCAAGUAAGGAAUGUCCUAAACAAGAUCCUUCCAGUGUGGACAGCGGGAUUGCUGUGACGUACAUUAUCAAGCGAUUAUCGGAAGGUCUUGAAUUAGAGUCUACCUUUAAAAAAGGUGCCAUGACUCAGCAGAGAGCACAUGUUUUGGGAAGGUUCUUAAAUAACAACAAUGACAGUUAGGUUCAUCUUUAUCAAAGG
Rosa chinensis is the source of this 739-nucleotide messenger RNA. RefSeq lists its product as uncharacterized. The transcript is spliced from 5 exons. The coding region runs from base 209 to 721 and encodes 170 amino acids. Lineage: Eukaryota; Viridiplantae; Streptophyta; Magnoliopsida; Rosales; Rosaceae. The record is from RefSeq and is a predicted model, not a curated record.